AUGUCCAACAUCUUGAGAAUCGAUGCAUCGCCGGUCUACGACAACAGCAUCAGCCAGGCGAUCGUGCAUGCACAUAAUCCGUAUGCAAAUUCCUCAUACAACAAUAACGACGAGAUACGAAUUUUGAUACAACAGCAGGAUUUGUGUGUGCUAUCCUUGUGUGUUCCGUUGAAUACCGUGCUAGGAUUCGCGGAAGAUUAUAAGAAAAUUGUUGCCAACGCUCGACAUGAGCUCAUUCUCAUACGAAGCAGAACUGACAAGAAUUGCUACAAAUAUGGCGCAGCGGCGGAAGAAAUGCGUUUGGAAAUAACAAAAUUACAAUGGAGAAUACCGCAUGUGAUGCCGUCGGAUGUCGAAAAGCUGUCGCUAUUAAGAAUAUUGGAGAAAAAUCAACCUAUACAGAUGUGCUUCAGAUCUUGGUCGUUGCACGAAUAUCCCAAUUUACCGAAAUCUAAAAUGCAAGUUUGGCCCAUCAAAAUAGCAACACAACUGGAAAAACCAAGAUAUGUGAUAUUUGCAUUGCAAAGAAAAAGGAAGGAAAACGUAAAUAAUCAUGCGAGUUAUUUCGACCAUUGCAAUUUACGCAACCUUAAGCUGUUUCUGAACAGCAAUUCAUAUCCAUAUGAGAAUCUAAACGUUAGCUGCAAAAAUGAACAAUUUGCUCUACUGUACGAUAUGUUUGCAAAGUUUCAGAAUACGUAUUAUGGAACUGAGAAUAGACCGAUUCUAGACAUGCAAACAUACAUCAAGGAUGCACCAAUAAUAGUGAUAGAUUGUUCGCGACAGAAUGAAUCUAUAAAAAGUGCUACGGUUGAAAUACGAAUAGAAUUUGAGAGCGAAACAGAUAUAGAGGAUGACACGGCUGCAUAUUGUCUCAUACUGCACGAUCGAAUCGUUGAGUACACACCUCUAACCAACGUCGUUCGCAAAUUGUUGUAA
This is a messenger RNA of Diprion similis, 939 nucleotides long. RefSeq lists its product as uncharacterized. The coding region runs from base 1 to 939 and encodes 312 amino acids. The record is from RefSeq and is a predicted model, not a curated record. NCBI's taxonomy places the organism in Eukaryota, Metazoa, Arthropoda, Insecta, Hymenoptera, Diprionidae. The transcript has 2 exons.